AUGUCUACCUCCAGAGUUGUUCGCUUUUUGCGAACUGAUAAUCCAGAUACCUUCGUACUGGUUCAUGUCACCGCUGCCGGACCAAAAUCGUUAGACUUAUCGCUAUCAGCUACUGAAGGAGAAAGUCCGUAUACCGCUGUGGUUAAAAAAUCUCGCUUGAAAGAUUUUAGAGCCAAAAACUACCAAGGUUCCGAAGAUGAAUGGGCUCAAAUUGUCUCUUACAUCCUCGGCGAACCCAUCCCAGCAGAUCAACUGGCAUCUAUCUCUGGAAUUGAAGCAACGGCCAGCAUCACCGGCUCUGGCGACGAAGACAGAGAAAUCGUGCUGGCAAUCCGCAAGAGGGUCCAAUCAAUAACACAACGACUUGGCACACUUGUCCUUAAGCAGGACGAUGAACAGGCAAUUGAGCUUUUUGAGUGGACCGGAAUCGCGGCAGCUAAAGCAAAUGAAUUACAAAACCAAGUCACUGAACUAGCAGACCGCCAUAACGGCUUUGAGGAGAAGAUCAAGCAGCUGACUGAGCAAUUAGAAGAGCUCAUACGGGUCAAGACCGAGCAUGAAAACCAGCUGUUGGCUAAUUUUGUUCAGAUUCUCAAUGAGAAAAAGCUCAAGAUCCGGAACCAACAGCGUCUCCUAGCGACGGCAACGGCAGAUUCUGCCAGAGUUGCGGAGAUACAGGCUGCAACGGGCUCAGUACAUGAAACUAGUCAUGAGAUCCAUGCUUUGAAACGGCGCGCACAGGACAUUGCCGAUACAGAUGGCGACACCGAUGACGGCUUCGAGCAAAUGGAUGUCGACAAAAAGAAACCUGACAUUGCUACAAAUGACGAAGAAACCGAUGACGGUGGUCAGUUUACGCCUGAGCAUUCGGAAAAUGAAGAAGAUGAAGAUGAAGAUGAAGAGGAAGAGGAAGAGGAAGAAGAUAAGAAAGAAGACAAUGAAAUCAACAAUAACAAUGAUGGGAAAUCCACCGAGGUGGGACAACGCCCGUCCCCGAAGGAUCAUUCCCCACCGCCGCCACGACGAGAACUUCCUUUCACCAGACGUGGCCAGCUUGGAAAGGUCAAGUCUCCAGUGGCGAAAGUAAUGGAUGAAACUGACGGAGAAAGCGAUGAUGAUGAGUUGUGA
Messenger RNA from Penicillium taxi, 1128 nucleotides. RefSeq lists its product as uncharacterized. The record is from RefSeq and is a predicted model, not a curated record. NCBI's taxonomy places the organism in Eukaryota, Fungi, Ascomycota, Eurotiomycetes, Eurotiales, Aspergillaceae. The transcript is spliced from 4 exons. Bases 1 to 1128 code for a protein of 375 amino acids.